CCGUCCGCCAGCCUAGCUCGCCACCGCUCGCCCGCUGCUCAGUGUCCUCGCGAGCCCAGCUUCGGCCAGCGAAGGCGACGUCCAGCGCGAGCCCGGGCGAGGCGCGGCCCCGAGCGGCCCGGCUUGUGAGCCUUGCUCAACGGUGCUGGUGGUGAUAUAUUCCCCGUGAAGAGUAAAGAUCGCAGUUGUAGAAGUGCCCCAUACGCAUCAUCAACUGGGAAGCAAGGAGCAGUAUGACAGAACCGUCUGUCUGAGUCUAGAACGUGAAGACCACCAUAUCCACCAGAAAAGCCGGGAUGGAUCGCCACCAAAGCUCCACAGUCAGGCUCCUGCAGAAAUGGUGCUCCCAUGAGUCACCAUUUGGCUGCAGGAGACAUUAUAACACCAGGAAAAAACUGAAGCUAAUUCGAGUCAUUGGCCUUGUCAUGGGCCUGGUAGCUGUGAGCACUGUCCCAUUCUCAAUCAGUGCCUUUACUGAGACAGACUCUCAGAGCAAUAGAGGAGAAGCCAGUGACGUGAGUGGCCCUGGGGUAGCACAGGGUCACCGUCAAAGAACUCUCUUAGACUUAAAUGACAAGAUUCGAGAUUACACCCCACAGCCCCCUGCUUCUCAGGAGGACCAAGCUGAGAACAGUACUGAUCACGCCCAGGGAGACUACCCAAAGGAUAUCUUCUCCCUUGAGGAUCGAAGGAAAGGUGCCAUCAUCCUCCAUGUCAUCGGAAUGAUCUAUAUGUUCAUAGCGCUAGCCAUUGUCUGUGAUGAGUUCUUUGUUCCUUCUCUGACUGUCAUCACUGAAAAACUGGGAAUCUCUGAUGAUGUGGCGGGAGCCACCUUCAUGGCUGCCGGCGGGUCAGCCCCAGAACUUUUCACGUCUCUUAUAGGGGUCUUCAUUGCACACAGCAAUGUCGGCAUUGGCACCAUCGUAGGUUCCGCCGUGUUCAAUAUCCUCUUUGUGAUUGGCAUGUGUGCUCUGUUUUCUAGAGAAAUCUUAAACCUGACCUGGUGGCCGCUCUUUCGGGAUGUGUCCUUCUACAUCAUUGAUUUGAUCAUGUUGAUCAUAUUUUUCCUGGAUAACGUUAUCAUGUGGUGGGAAAGCUUACUCCUCUUAACCGCUUAUUUUGCCUAUGUGGUUUUCAUGAAAUUCAACGUCCAAGUAGAGAAAUGGGUGAAGCAAAUGAUAAGUCGCAAUAAUGUUGUCAAGGUGACAGUACCAGAAGCCCAAGCAAAGCUCUCAGAAUUCCCUCCAGACUCACAGGCAGAUGGGAGGACAGCUUGCCCUACAAUAACAAAUGACCCUGGCUGCCAGAGUCUGUGUUUCGAGGUCAACCCUGAGACAGCCAGGCAUGAGACGGGAGACCGGCUGAGAGAACAGACCCAGAACAGCAGUAUGAAAGAGACGUCUGCAGCUGGAGACAAGGAAGAGCCAACUUUACCGGUAGGGAGCAGUAUCCCUGCCUGUUCCUGUACCUGUGAAGAGUGUGUAGCAGAGGCUAAGCCACGCCUCCAGCGAGGUGGAAGCUCUGCUUCCCUCCACAACAGUCUCAUGAGGAACAGCAUCUUCCAGCUCAUGAUACACACCCUUGACCCACUCGCUGAAGGGAGGUUCAGAGAAAAAGCUUCAAUUCUCCACAAGAUCGCCAAGAAGAAAUGCCAAGUGGAUGAGAAUGAGAGGCAGAAUGGAGCUGCCAAUCAUGUGGAAAAAAUUGAACUCCCCAACAGCACGAGCACAGAGGUCGAAAUGACGCCAUCGAGCGAAGCUUCAGAACCUGUCCAGAAUGGAAACCUCUCCCACAGCAUUGAAGCUGCAGAUGCCCCGCCUGCCACAGAGACUGCCGAGAGAGAAGACGACCAGCCCCUCAGCCUGUCCUGGCCGGCCAACACCCGCAAGCAGGUCACCUUCCUAAUCGUUCUUCCCAUCGUAUUUCCUCUCUGGAUCACCUUACCUGACGUCCGCAAACCUGCUUCCAGGAAGUUCUUCCCUGUCACAUUCUUUGGCUCCAUCACUUGGAUCGCAGUCUUCUCCUAUCUGAUGGUGUGGUGGGCACACCAGGUUGGAGAGACAAUCGGUAUUAGUGAAGAGAUCAUGGGUCUGACCAUCUUGGCUGCUGGGACCUCUAUCCCUGAUCUUAUCACCAGUGUCAUAGUGGCCCGAAAGGGCCUGGGAGACAUGGCUGUGUCCAGCUCUGUUGGAAGCAACAUCUUUGACAUCACUGUGGGGCUCCCACUGCCCUGGCUCCUCUACACCAUCAUCCACAGAUUCAAGCCAGUGACUGUCAGCAGCAAUGGCCUCUUCUGUGCCAUCGUCCUCCUCUUCAUCAUGCUGCUUUUUGUCAUUCUCUCCAUCGCCCUCUGCAAAUGGCGGAUGAACAAAAUCCUCGGCUUCAUCAUGUUUGGCCUCUACUUCGUGUUCCUGGUGGUCAGCGUCCUCCUGGAAGACAAAGUUCUCGAGUGCCCUGUCUCCAUCUAGUGGAAAAGCCAUAUCUUAAACCAACAGCAUGGAUGGUCCCUCCCGGCUCUGGGCUCCAGGUUCCUUGCAGUCUUGAGAAGGGGCAGCUUGUGCACAGCCCUGGGAGGCAAGUGUCCCUCCUUGGAAGGUUGGAGGAAGGAUGGAUUCCCACGGGGCCCUUCACUUCACAGGCACCUCACCCUUGCCUGAUGAAAUGACUCCGUGUAAGAGACAAAGAGGACCGUCUCUCCAUCACCACUGACAGGUACUCCUUGCUGGUCGGAGGUACGUUCAUUAUGAUGACGCAAAAGAGGACAGAGGCUAUACAUACAUAUAAAUAUAAAUAUUAUAAAUAUAUACACAUGAGCAUACAAAUCUUGCCUGUUUCUGUACAAUACCUCUCCUCCUAUACCUAUAGAUUAAUACAUAACUGUACACAAGCAUAAAGAAAAAUUAUAUAUAUAUAAAAGUCAUAUAUUUAAGUGCAAAUGCAUCUUUUCAGGGAUAGCUCUAGUAUAUUUAUAGUACCUAUUUGAAGAGGGGCAUCAACCUUCAACCUUCAGUUUGUGCUUUGCCCCUCAAGUGCAAAAGCUGAAUUAACAGAAUCAAUAGGCAAAGUGUUCUUUGCUGUGAUCCCUAGCCUGCCUUGGAUGUACUAAGUUUAGUGAGAUUCUUUGCAGGAGAGCUUAAUAGAGGGAGUCUAUAGGAGCCCAGUUAGAACCUCUAAAAUACUCUCACAAGCCAAAAAGACUCACCCUACUCAUCCCCACUGGGGUGCUCUGAGACCCUCGUGAUUCCAUAAGACAGAGGUGAAACUCAGACUGGGUGACAACGAAGGGGGAUCUGCUGAGGGUUAGGCUGUUUCGGUCUGUUUUGUUUUCUUGUAAUGCCGCAGCAUGCAAGUAGAUGAUAUGAAUGAAAAACCAAAUUAGUGCUUUUCUAGGACAGCAAAAAUUAUAUAAACUGAACCCAUCAUGUUUCAGUGCAUGGCCCAUUGUCAUCAAAUGAACAAGAGCAUUCUUAGCCGUGACUGUCAUUCGACAUGCUUUAAUGCCAAGGGCUCCCACACAGUCCAAAGUCCUGCCAAGAGUGCUGCGAUGUGUGCUGAAAAUCACCAUCCAGCAGAGGUGCUUAGUGGGGGUUGCCACCCGACGGGAACAUAGGGCAUAGCUCCUUAGAGCAUUUCCCAGGGUGGUCACAAAGGGCUGCAGUGUCUAAAGAUCAUUCCCAGUGGAUCAGAACUAAAGACAGACAGACAGUGUUUGGUUGAGGCUGUUCAGGUUUGUUUGCAGAGGCAUUUAGCCAUUAGGUGUGUGCCCCACCCCCGCCCCAGAACAGUUUCCAAGUCCUGUGUCUUGGAUUUGGUAUGUAGACCCAUGGAGCAUCUGUAUCCGGCCUCCCAUCCUAACCCCAUCUGGAGCUCUAGCAUUCCAAGCAGCGUGGGAAUGGUACGUGUUCCAUCGUUCCUUUACAUUACUUUGAAGCAGUCACUCUGAUCUCUUGCUCAACUUCACGUGGGGUCAUCUCAUUCACUGAGUGUCCCCAAGCUCUGUCUGACAUCUCGUAUGACUUCUCAGGUUUAUUUCAGUAGCAAAUAGGACUGAUUGGCAGCAAAUUAAAUUGAAAAGGUAUACAGAGUUUUUCAUUUCCCUAAACCAUGCUUUCUCCUUAAAAUCAACUGAAAAAGAGAAUAGAUGGUGGCCACCUGCAUGUAAAUCAGCACACAUCAUAUAUGGAGAAUGUCACCACCACAUAUUCACGUCCUGGUCUGGCAUUAUGUCUUUUCUGAUGGUUGUGAACACCCCCACUUAACACAGGGAGGCAGGAUGCAGAACUCAAAGAUGAAUAAGAAAAGGUUGGGUAACCCAAUACCCCUGCUCAACUUGACCAUUCCAUCCACAGAUGCUCUAUUUACUGAGUGUGGCAGCAGCAGGCAGAGGCCAGCCUAUCACCUCCCUCCACUCAUAAGCUAAAGGCACUUCAAAGUGGAGGCCCCCUGGGGACACAAGAAGUAAAAAGGCCUGCCGCAUUAGAAACUGGCUUUCAAGUCUCUCCAAGAAUGCAGAGUUAGGGUUUCAAUGGUGAAAGAGAAAUCCAUGCCCCAUUUAUCAAGGGUUGGACUUUGUAUGGGGCAAGCAUUUGGGUCGCUUCCUUACAGAGAUAGACGAAGGAAUUUCAGCUUUAGAAUCUCAGACUCUCGUCCCGGCCACUUGGAUGAGAGUAUGAUGAUUGUUGGAUAAAUUCUGAUUUCCGGUUGGUUUGUUGCUUAAAAUGCAUAUAUUUUUUAAACAAAAAACAAUUACAAAUAGACUCUAAAGAAAGAAAGGUCAUAGAAUGUCUGCUCCUGCGAUUACUAUCCCUUCCUCACCAAGAAGCCAAGAAGCACUCCAGGAGCCUAAGAGCUGGGAGGGUUGUGGUCUUUAACAUUAGUUGCUUUGAGCAGACAACAUUCCCAAAGCCAGUCCCCACUUCCAUGGUGUUUCCCCUCCCUGAGAGGUGCAGGCACCAUCCACUGCUGGCUCUUGCUGCCUUGGCUGGGGAGUGUGUAACUACAUGGCCAUAUGUUGUCCUGGAAUCAUUCACAUUGUUGUAAAACUGCUUCCUACAGAAUAGAUUCAGAUCAUCUCCAAGUUCUUUCUUGCUUGUCGGUGUGUGCAAGUGUACUAGGUCUGCUGACAAACAAUACCAAUGAAAAUCAUCACCCUAUUGGCCCAAUCACAUUUGGAAUCCCAAAGCAAAGAGCAUCAAAUUUGACAGUCGAGGAAGAGGAAACGCAUGCACACUGACCAUAGUGAACAUUUUUGAAAAAAAAAAAGGUUUCUUUUUUUAAUUCUGUGCACAUAUACACACAAACGUUCGCAUACCAUUCAAACACUCCAACACACAGAAUGUAGGAAAUAGCCAGCUGUGUCCCUGUUGCUUUCAGAGAAGCAAAAAUAUGCAACAAGAGAAAUGGGGAAAAUUUUUUAGACUGCUGACUCUUUGCUUCAUCAGAGCAGGGUAUCAAACAAUAUCAAAAAUUCAAGCCAAAUUUUUACUGCUCAUCCUGCUCAUCCUAAAAUAAAGGAAUUGUACACAAAUGGGUCCAUUUGCUCAGAGAAAACCAAGCCAGUCUUGCUUGCGUGCUCACCUCUGCUAUAGCCUUAGGCAACCCUGGAACAGGAGAGAAAUGAGGUUCAGACUGAGGAACCUAAAAUAGAAACCCCUAGAUUUGCAUUGGGAGUGUCCAUGACACAUCUACCUGCCCUCUGGACCCGGCCAGUCUCUGAUGGGAUGAAGCAUGAGAUUAAUGGUGUUAUUCAACUUCCCAGCACCUAAGCAUGCCAGACAGAGUCAGCAUGGCAGAGGCGUUAUUCAUCAUAUCUGGGGUUAUUCAUCAGCUCAGCAGAUGAUGCAGAAUGUCUGAGGCCUCACUUCCAUGCCGUGAAAAGAGACAAGGACCAUCUCAUAUUCAAGGAAAAUGCUUUGCAAGGCCUCUGACAGGGGCCAUUAGAAAUUAUUUUAUAGGGAAGACAGGAGUCAGGUAGUUUGAGGGCCUUUCAGAAAAACAAAGCUGCCUCCGUGAUUAGAUUUUUGGUAACAUUAGCAUACAUCUGCUCCUAGCCAGAGAGAGGUGGCCUACUCCCCUACACCACCUCCUCCCACAUCUUUUAAAUGCCUCUGUGACUUGAGAUAAAGUAAGAUGGGGUCUGUAAAAGAAGGUUAUCCACACCCAGACCACCUUAACAGAAAGUUGAUCACAGAAGAGACAACUAUUAGAGCUACUGGUCAGUCAGAGGGAAAGAUGGAAUUUGACUGAGAGAAUUGCACUGAAGCAUUUGAUAGGGUUUGAUGCCUGUGUGAAUGAAGCAUUUCAGAGAAUUUCAGUGGGCUUUCAUACAAACACACACACACACACACACAUACACACACACACACAUGUACGCACACACACACACACUUGAGUGUGCAGGCACACACACAAAUUCUAUUCUUCCUUGCACCCAAAAAGAUUGGGACUCCAACAAGUAGCAUGUUACAGACAGCAGGUCUGUUCCAGAAAAAGUGUGCUAUAGAAACUAACGCCCACUUGUAUACUCACCUGGUCUAAUAUUUUUAAGCUGUCAUCUUCCAUCCCCAUGCCUCUCACAACAUUCUUUUCAAUUAGCAGACAAGGUCUUCCCAUUAAGAGAGAGUUGGUAGAAAAAUAUAACACUCAAUGUGGGGAGGGGGGAGAGAAAAUGAUUUGUUUGUAAUAGGGUUCCUAAGAAAGCAACCAAAUAUAUCUAUGAUGUUUAAAGUGGUUAUGAAUAGCAGACAUUUUAAAACAAUUACUAGAGUCUAUACACAUCCUACAUUUAUUUGAAAAGCACAUGUCGAGAAGGACUCAGGAAAGAAAGGUACCUGUGCCUUGCCCCAGUGUCUGUCUGAGUUCAGUUUACUGCCUUUGGAUCUUUGUGGUCCUUUUUAAAUCUCACAGCUUCAUAUUCCUUGAAAUAUAUAGCUAAGAAAAGCAAUAAAGGAAAUACAGCCAGCUCAGAUCCAAUACAUAUUAUUGCACCCUCGAGCUAUUCUCUCAUGUCACUGGCUACUUUGGGUCCACAGAAGCUAUGGCAUCACAGAAAGGAGGACAUAGGCUUCUGUGCAUUCACAGAUGGACUCACACUUGCUACAUCUAGAAGUAGCUUGCUUCCCACAUAGACCGCCCAGACAGCAUGCAUCCACAUGCCUUUCUCACACAUAGACAAUCAACCUCACUUUAGACUACCUAAAUGGCACCAAAGUCUUUAAUCUUGUUUGUGAGUCUUUUCUUAAGAAAGGGUGGGAGAGAGGGCCACGCAAAGGACAAACAAAUGCAUGACCCAGCCAGGCUCUGAGAGACCAACUAGUCCUGAAAGUUUAGCCACCUGGGCUCAAAUUAUUGAACAGUGAAAGACUGAAUGGAGAAGCAUGGUGCCUAAGCCAAAGCACUGUUCCUAAAAGACUGAUGGGCUGGACUGGUAAAUCAAUAAAUACUAAGGAUGAAGGAAUGCCGUGGACAUGCAUGGGCUCCCACCAGAGACUGAUUCCACUGGGGAGAAUCUGUCUGCUGGUUACUAUAGUACAAAGGACCACUGGUAGUAAGUCAUCAUGGGAUCUCAGCAAAGAGUUCCUAGUGUAACUAAGGUCAGUGUUUAACACUGACAGAAGAGUCCCCAUCCAGCUUCACCCUAAGACCCUACAGCUGACGACUUCACCCUUUCACUAUUUGUUUGGUUUGGUUUUUUGUGUUCCCUUUGUGGCAGAGGUCAGUUGCUUUUGAACACUUUUUGAUCUUUAUCCAUGACAAGGUUGAAAGUUGCCAUUGUAGGACCCUGUAUCUAUUUUCAUCAGAAGCAUCCUUGAAUUUUUGUUCACUUGUUUAAGUGUUUUCUUCUUCCUUCUCCUUUCUUUCCUCCUCCUUUCUCUCCUCUUCCUUUUCUUCCUGCUGUUGUCACUGCUCCUCCUCAGUGUACAUAUUCAAAAGUUCUAGACCUUUACCCUCAACAGCACUUUCCUGUGCUUGACUAAUCCCUAGAGGAGUCAGGCAGGAUCUGUUACUACAGACAUGCGCAAUAGUGCAAAUACCUUCCAAGGACCAGCAGACUUGAAUACAGUACCAAUAGGAGUUGGUUGUUUGGUGUCAAGAUAAACACUGGGCAUAGCGUUAUUGUAGAGGGCUGGUGAGGGGGAGGUUGCAGGUCCUUUUGUAUCUUGCAUCUUCAUUCCAUAGAGUCACAAGGGAAGCAGGAAAGGAGCCACAUUAAAUCAUCCCAAGGCUCUGGGUUUGUGCUUGCCUAUGUUGAUCCGGGGAGGAAGUCGUUUCAAAUGGGAGGUCAGAGAAAGGGUCAGAGCUCCUCUUGUUAUGAGUCCCACUGUGCAUUUAGUUCCUCAUGCAGUAGGUUUGUAGAAACAGUAAGGUCACUUCCUGACCUGGGAAACUGGUCACCAAAGGAUGGGAAUUUUCUCUUCGGCUGCAAUUUCUUCAUAAUAUAUAAAUAAUGAAGAUCUUGCACACUGACAGGUCUCUAAAACACUCAGCUAGCCAAAAGAGAUACCAAUUUUCUUCAAUCAUGUUACAUACACACAAAUGAGAAAAGUGAAAUAUCAUUUCCAAAAUGAAAUUGCAUGUGUGAAUUAAGGGCAGAAAAUUCCUUGCCAGUUAACUCAAUGACUCUCCAAUUCUUACCAUCAGGAUAAAACUGAAGGACAAAGGAUGCCUCUUGGGUUUUUUAAUUUUUUUAAUAUUGCACUUUAUAGUAUUUCAUAAGAGACGAUUGUCUUAAUUAAAGCCAUAAAAUACCAAUAAUGCAUAUAUUCAGGGCUUCUGGAUAUAGUCAAUAAACAGUCCACGGGUCAUUCUGUGUGUUGUUCGUUGUAAAAUGAAGUUUAUCUGUUCUGUUUUUAUUACUUAAACUACUGUUCUAGACAAUCCUAAUCGACUAAAAAAUUUUAGGUGUGUAUUUUAAUCAAACUUUGAAAAUCAAAGAAAUUAUUCAUUUUGUGGAAGAAUUUUUCAUUUCCAAAGCAGCUCGUUGCAUGGUUUCUUUAAAUAGCAAGUUCCACUAUUGCACUGAAAAUAUUUCCUUUAAAAAAAAAAAGUCCUAGAUUAUUUUUCAGGAAUCCAUUUGCUAUGUUAAGCAAGAUUUAUCCAUGUGGAGAUUGAAAUGGGUGAUUAGCAAACAUGCCUGAAAAAAAUUAGGAUGUGCUUGUGUUUCUAUAUAAAUAUAUGGUGUGUCUAAGAAGUUCCCUUAUAAAAAUGGCAAGCAGAUAUAUAGCCUAUCAGUAAUAUCUUACGCCUAUAUUUGUAUACAUCCCUGGGAAGACCAGCAAAAACAAUAGACUUAAUGGUGUGCUGGGUCAUUAAUUUCCUUUUCUGUCAAAACACAGUUUGUGGUCGGGGGUGGUGAGUUGUUCACGUAUAGAUAUGGACAGAAGUUCUCAAGACUAAAACCCUUAAUAUUUCACUUUGUGACAUAAUCAGAGUGAAAGCUGAGGUGAUGACUAGGAGGCACAUAAGAGCCUAGAACAAUCCACCACAGCAGGAUGGCUAAGUCCUGACGUACGCCCCAGCAUUAAAUAGAACAACCCCAUCGAUAAUCUCAGACUUGAACAGACAACGUACCCUAAAGAAAAAUAUCUGAAUGCAGAGUCGGUGACAUUCCUCUAUCCCAGGCUGUGUGGAGCCCCAAGGUUCUCAAAGAGUCAGACUGUCCAUCAAGAAGAGAGAGAGCUUUGGUUGAAUUCAGGAGAGUCCACUUUGGUCUAACCUUGUUCUUUCAAGUCUUCAUAGCAACAGCUUCCAUCUUCACAAUGUAGACUCAGAGAGGUACAUGGAAAAAAAUGUGACUUGCAAGCCAGGCACAUUAGCACACCUGCAAUCAGAGAAGUGAAGAGGUAGAAGCAGGAGGAUUGGAAGCUCCUGGUCAGCUUUGGCUACAUGAGACCCUGUCUCAAAAAAAAAAAAAAAAAAAAGUAAGAGUAGCAAACACUAUCCUCUUGUUUUGAUGAAGCCACUGCUAGAACAAAAGAUAAGUUAUAUAUUUUUAAAACAGAAAUAUUAUUAAUGUUGAUCCUAAGAUAGAGAUAUACCCUGCAAGGUAUAACCUGCCUUUUAAAUGGGUUAUGUUAAAAAAAAAAUUAAAAUGUGCUCAAGAUCUUCUGUUUGGGGACAAACAAUCAAUUACUGCCAACAAAGCCUUUUCCAUACACUACGGUAGAACCUAUGACCCAGAUUUAGUCAUGAUAUUGCACCCCAUAAAUAUGUACUGCAACUAUGCCAAUCAAAAGAAUAAAACAAUUUUUAGAAUUUUUAAAUGAAUACAUUUUGGAAAGAUCCAAACAUAUCAGAAUGCCAUUUUUGUGAAGGAUCUUUUUAGGAGCGGUCUGGGUCUCACACGGCCUUGGUUUGCCUGCAUUCUAAAGAAGCAUCUUAGCCCCUGUCUCCACCCCUCCAGACUCCAGGGGAUGCACUUUAAAGUCAUCUUUGUCAUUUUGUGUUUGUUGCGAGCAGUUUUCUCUGGCUGGCUAGACGUACAGCGACUCCGUGUCAUUUACUCUGUGACUCUGUCUAUGCAUAACUGGAAUUUGGAUGGCACCUGUACAUAGGCUGUUUGGAGUGAUGUGCUUGGGUCACGUGGUCUCAUUCUGAUAAAGGGUUUUCUUCCAUGUUUUACUGUCUGCAUCCUUGUGCUUGUGCUACUGGUAACUUACUGAAUACACUUUAUGUAACUAAGUCUCCUCAGUGUAAAUGUAAUAAUAAUAAAACAGUU
Messenger RNA from Apodemus sylvaticus (European woodmouse), 10717 nucleotides. RefSeq names its product solute carrier family 24 member 2 (gene Slc24a2). Gene Ontology annotation, molecular function: calcium channel activity; calcium, potassium:sodium antiporter activity. Gene Ontology annotation, cellular component: membrane. Gene Ontology annotation, biological process: long-term synaptic potentiation; long-term synaptic depression; intracellular calcium ion homeostasis. The record is from RefSeq and is a predicted model, not a curated record. Lineage: Eukaryota; Metazoa; Chordata; Mammalia; Rodentia; Muridae. The transcript has 11 exons. The coding region runs from base 297 to 2468 and encodes 723 amino acids.